AUGUGGGACGACGCUCACGCGAAGCGUGGAAGGACGUCGGUGUUCCGGCCUUCCGGGCAGGUGGGCCUCGUCUGCGACGGCCGCGCCACCUGCCUCAACGUGAUCGGCACGACGGCCUUCGUGGUGACGUCGACGCUGCGACAGUUCACAGUAUACGACGCGUUUGCGAUGCGGAUCGCAUUCGUGUCGCUGCCGCUACAGUACGAAAUCCGGCAUAUCGCAACCCUGUUGGAAAAUGUGUUCGUCGUUCUGGGCAACGGGGCAAUCUACGCAUUCCACCGAUACGACCAGCGCCGUAUCGACAGUAAGCACUCGGCGGCGGUGCUGGGCAUCGAAAUCGUGGACGGGCACCUCGUUACCUUCAGCAGCAAGGAGGUGAUCACGUACGAGCUUAUGAAGCCUAGCCCAGCUCCAGCGGCGGCCAAGGGUGCCCGGAGCGCUGGUGUGGCACGACCGCCAAGUGAACACACGAGCGGCACUGCAACUGACGGUAAAAGUGAAGCAGUGGCUAAUGGCGCCACGAGUAGCGCUGAUGGCGGUAGUGAUAAGGGAACUGAGAACAAAAGCCAGCAAUGGAUACCCAGCAAGACGAUACCCAUGUCGGACGGGAUAUCCAUCGAGAUGCUUAUCCCGCUCGCCGGGUUCAAGAAUAAGGUGCUAUUAGCGUCGAGCAACGGCCAGGUGCAUCUCUGCAACGUCUCCACGGGGAGUCUCAUAUACACGUUCCGCUUCCCCGACCCGGUGCUGCUGCACCAGGUUAAGGAGGGCGGGCAGGGAGUCACGGCGAUGGUCCAGUCCAAGCUCAAAUCGAACGCUAUCGUCGCUGUGGCGUACCGGAGCGGCGAGGUGGUGCUGGCGGACAUCAAGUCUGACCAGUCGCUGGGCACGUUCCGCCUGUCGAAGCAGCAGCAACAUGCGACGUCCAUGGUGUUCGUCUACGACGCCCUGGGGAUGCUGCUGCGUGGCGAGAAAAGCGCGAUUGCACGAGAAGCGUUGCUGGUAGGUGCCGCGAACGGCGACAUUGUGGUUUUCGACCUCACGGAAUUCCGGACCUUCGGCGUGGUUGAGCAUGCCCACGCAGGCGCGGUGCGCAACAUCAUGUACGUCGAAAGCGCCAACCACAUCAUCACCGCGGGAACCGACAACGCGUUGGUGCUGUGGGCGAUGGACUCCGACAAGCAGCUUCUGCGCGAACUCAAGAACCGCCGGGGGCUCAUCGGCGAAAUCGGCUUGAUGAAAACAUACGACGCCGACGAGCUUGACUUGCUGGUAUGCAGCAGCGCUGAUGGCGUGGGGUACCUGGGAAAGGCGUCGACCAUUCAGCAGUUGCGAUGCAGCACAUUCUCCACCAGCGCCUCGAAGAAUAAACUGAGGCCCAUCACCGCAAUCGCAACCUGCUACCAGAGGCACUACGACUGGCCCAAUAUCGCAACGUGCCACAAAAACACCUCGGCAGUGCAUAUUUGGAGCGGACAUCGGCGGUCACUGGUGGAGGCGGUCUUGCGCGCGCCCAACGUCUCGGUGCCAGCCACGGCGGUUUGCAUCAGCAGCUGCGGCAACUACGUCGCCGUCGGCUACGACAAUGGGUGCAUGCAUCUCUUCAAUCUGCAGAGCACAAACCACGAGGACGAGUUCGUCGUUAAAGCGAAUGGCGCACGUUCGCCGGCGCACCCGGCACGCGUGAUCAUGAUGUCGCUGCUGGGAGGCACGCAACUGAUUUCGGUGUCGAACUCCAGCGAGGACCGUUCCAUCCGCGUGUGGGACAUCGCUACUGUCGCCCUUAAGAGCACCUACGACCCCGAGAUACCCAAAGGUGCCCACAUCUACCUCGCUGUUUGCGGAAGCUUGCUCACUGCGCUGGCGUGCUCCGACGGCGUGAUAUACCUGGUUGACGUCAUCGGCAAGAUGGUGAUCCGCACCAUUCCGUAUGGAAAGGUGACCUCCAUGUCGUUUCACCCCAACGGCAGCUGGUUCGUUGCCAAUGCUAGCGAUUCUACCAUGGUGAUUUAUGACAUCCUGGCCGCUUGCUACGUGGAGUACGCCAAGUUCACUGGUAGCGUGCUAGCGGUCAACAUCGACUCGUCCGGCGCCUUCCUGAACGUGGCGGUGGACAACGCGCCGGGCAUGAUCCUCCGGUACGCAAACAAGCACGUCUUCGAAAUCAACGCCAAAACUAUGCUGUACAAGGAUUUGGCGUCGGAGCCCGUGUUGCUCCAGCUGCCGUGCGUGGUAAACGACGAGUCGGAUCCCGAGAACACCAGAGACGCCAACGUGCCAGAGGGGUCGGACGCUGGCGAUGUGGAGAUGCAGGUGGACUACCGCUCCUCCAGCGAGCCGCUGGCGGAAGGCUUGAUGACGCUCUCCGGAAUGAAUUCGGGGCGUCUGCAGAGCAUCCUCUUUUUGGAUGAGAUCAAGGAGAAGAGCAAGCCUAUAGAGCCGCCAAAGGCCCCUGCGGACCUGCCAUUCUUCUUGCCGACGACGUACAAGGACGGGCAGCUGGUCUUCGUGGAGCCCACAGAAAACAGCACGCUCGACGAACAGGCGUCUAGCACGAGAAAGCGCAUUGUACGCUCGUCGGAAGCGCUUCCAGACUUCGAGAAACUUAUUCUGGCAAAGGUGGAGGCGCCAAAGAAAUAUGAAGACAUGAUGGCCUUUUUGCUGGCACAGUCGCCUUCCGGGGUGCACCUGGCGCUGUCUAUGCUGAGCGUUGAGCAUAAGGAGGAGGCGCUGACGACAAUGCUGAAGUUCUUCGAGUACUAUCAGGCCAGCCGCAAGCACUCCGAUGCCUUGCAGGUGUUGCUGCACGUGUUCCUGCGCUAUCACGGCGACCAACUGAGUAGCCUCGGGGGCGGAGAAACGUGCAACACACUGGCGCGCCUGGGAACUUCCCUGAAGGAGGAUAGUCUGGCGUUGCAGCGGCACUUCGAACGCAUCUCGUGCUUCAUCAAGUUCCUGACGCACCUCCAGAUGGAAUGA
Babesia bigemina is the source of this 2976-nucleotide messenger RNA. RefSeq names its product WD domain, G-beta repeat containing protein, putative. Gene Ontology annotation, molecular function: protein binding. Lineage: Eukaryota; Apicomplexa; Aconoidasida; Piroplasmida; Babesiidae. The coding region runs from base 1 to 2976 and encodes 991 amino acids. Gene Ontology annotation, cellular component: small-subunit processome; Pwp2p-containing subcomplex of 90S preribosome. The transcript is spliced from 6 exons. The record is from RefSeq and is a predicted model, not a curated record. Gene Ontology annotation, biological process: rRNA processing.